Molecule: messenger RNA, 1469 nt
Organism: Oncorhynchus mykiss (rainbow trout)
Lineage: Eukaryota; Metazoa; Chordata; Actinopteri; Salmoniformes; Salmonidae
Gene: bdkrb1
Product: bradykinin receptor B1
Biological process (GO): cell chemotaxis; calcium-mediated signaling; immune response
Cellular component (GO): membrane; external side of plasma membrane
Molecular function (GO): C-C chemokine receptor activity; bradykinin receptor activity; C-C chemokine binding
Source: RefSeq, a predicted model, not a curated record
GAAGCUUAAAGACAAACAACACUACAUGGUCUACUGGAUUGGUGUGUGUGAUAAACUGCAGUGUUUUCUUCUCCUUACUAAAAUAUAUUUUCACACGAUUGGCACAAGAGCUGGUGGUCUCCAUGGCUAUGCUCCCGUCAGAAAACAACAGGUCUUUCCUUCCCACCACCAAGACACCUCUCCACAAUGCCACAGAAUGGAUCCUGGUCCACAGCAUCAUUCCUCCCUACAUCUUCACCCUAUGUGUGACAGGGCUGCUGGGUAAUGGCUUUGUCCUGCUGGUCUUCCUUCUCCAGAGGGAGCAGUGCUCCGUCCCAGAGAUCUACCUGGGAAACCUGGCCCUGGCUGACCUGCUCCUCCUGGCCUGCCUGCCCUUCUGGGCCAUGAACAUCCUUAAUGACUACAACUGGCCUUAUGGAGACUUCUUGUGCUACGUAGUCAAUCUGUCUAUCACUGUCAACUUCUACACCAGCAUCUACCUGUUGGUGAUGGUGAGCGUGGACCGCUACUUAGCGCUGGUGAGGACCAUGAGGGCCAGGUGGCUGAGGAGGAAGCGCUACGCACGGGCGAUAUGCCUCAUACUGUGGCUGUUUGGGCUGCUGAUAGGGGGUCUAGCUUCGCUUCACAGAAAGGUGACGUUCAUUGAGGAAUAUCGGACAAUGGCGUGUAUUCUGGAGUAUCCUGACCACUCUGGGGAGUCUUGGAAGCUGGCCCACAACCUCCUGUUGAACAUAGUUGGCUUUGUUGUGCCUGUUGUGGGGAUUUUUUCCUGCAGUUGUAACAUUAUCAGAGCCCUGAGGAAGAGGAGGCAGAGUGUUUACAUCGAGGGUGGAAAUGACAGGAAGGCCACAGUCCUUGUUUACGCCGUGACGCUGCUGUUUUUUGUAUGUUGGAGUCCCUUCCAACUCUUCACCUUACUCGAUAUGCUGUGUGAUGCAGAGGUCUUGGAUGAAACAUGGCAUUAUACACUGGACAUUGGUACCCAGUUUUCAACCUACCUAGCAAUUCUGAACAGUAGCCUAAAUCCUCUGUUGUAUGUAUUUUCUGGUCAGUAUUUUAGGAGGAAAGUUAGCACCAUCUACAAGAGAACGAAGAAUCGCAGGAGAUCUGAUACAAUGGCAUUUCAGCUUUCAAUUGUAUCAACCUACCUCCACAGGACUGAUCAAAUCAAACCUGUUGUAAUACAGACAUGAGUUCCUCCAUUUUCCUGCACAUUUGUUUGAUAUCUUGUAGUUAUUGCACACUAAAUUGCAUUAUCAAUGUUGAAUUACACAAUGUAGCCACAUAAAAUGUGUGCAAUCUUGAACUACAUUAUGUAGGUCUAUAAGGUUUAGAUUGUGUAGGAGAUAUGUUUACGGGCACGGAAAAAUAUGUGAUAUAAAUACUAUGCAUGCCAGUCUCUCUUGGAGUUGAGGAGAGACUGACUGCAUCACUUAUUUUUAUAAGAAACAUUGUGUUGAAAAUCACAA